AAUUGACGUCGUGGGAUCGACACUGCCUCAUACUCAUUGGACGAAGACUUCGCGAGCUGGUCAAUCAGGAAGAGGCUUAGUAUGAGACAGAAACACCAAUCAAUCAUUGAUGACCACUUCUCACUCAUCCUAGGCCCGCGCGUGUCAAAUCCCUUGAGAUACUUAGAAGAAAUGUGGUCUCCCCAGCACUUCACCGGUCCUUCGCUUCCUCUUCGUCGUCAUUCGUCAAGAAUCAGAUGCGAAGUUUUACAUCAGACAUUGAUUCCUGGCUCAAUUCAUGACUUGAAAGUCUCGGCGGCUCGACCAUGUUGUUUCCUUAUUCAUUAAUCACGGUGGCGGGUUUCUUGCCACUGACACUCGCCAUGGGCCUCGAAGCGCGAACUCCUCAAGAAACACUCGCAAUGGGGUUCCUAGAGCACGGCGCUGGGCUUUCUCCGGCACCAACGACAGCUCCCAGCGAGGAGUCGAAGCAGAUGAUGCUCGAAGCCAGAAGUCUACCUCCCCAAGCCUGUGGAGUUCGUCGCCUUGAUAAUGGAACUUUCGAGACCUUCUCAUGCGUCAGCAACGAUUGCUAUAGCUCGGGGCCAUGGUUUGGAUGUCGCAACAUCCUCAAGACAGAAUGUUUCGAUGGGACCGCGCCUGUUUGCCAGCAGACAACGUCUUCUCUAGGUCAAAAGGCGCUUUGUUGUACUCGAUCAGGUCCGAGUCAGUUACCGUAUUGUAUGACACUCCUGAGGCCCGACGACUCAGGACAAAAGACGUGGCUCCGAUGCGGCGAUCCUGCCUACAGUGGACAGAAGAUCAUGGUAAUAGGUACCGAAUCCGACGAUCCAGACGCGACCAGGACCGUAGACCCUUCGGACACUGCAACAGCUACAUCAUCUCCGUCCGGCUCAUCCUCGAACUCAACAGGUGCCAUUGUCGGAGGCGUGGUCGGCGGGGUCGCCGUGGUAGCCAUAGCCGUCUGCGUUAUCGUCUGGCUGAUAUUGCGGCGGAGAAAACGCUCGAGGGAGGACGGGUCGCAGGUGCCUUUGACGCCGGGCUCCCAGUCGCAGCAUACUCAGCCAUACUACUCUCAAGCUGGGUAUGGGGAGCACGAUGACCCUUACAAGGCGCAACGCGGGCCGACGCCCUCGCCUACCCCCCUAGUUGAAGUACAAGGAAGCCACGUAGUUGACAAUCGAAGACCGGCAGAGCUAGAAACUUGAGCCGUCAAUAGAUGAACUGCGUGUUCAUAUGUCUGCGCUUUGGGGAUCAUGGGAUUAUUCUUAUACACAGAGCGAAGGCGUUAGGAGUUGAUCAGUGGGUUGGUUUCUUUCAUCCAUACCUUAUGCUUAUCAGCCAAAUACGAUGAGAGAUUCGGUACCCAAUUGAAAAACAAAGCCGAGGAAGAUUCGAAGCAUGCCGGCAUUCACUUAGAUUGACUUGUGUAUAUCCGUUAUGGUUUUGUAUGACGAAAUCUGCUAAGAAUGAAUAUGAAUGGGUUUUGGAACAUCGUUCUAGUUCAUAUGAGCCCUCACCAUUGGGCGAUUCUUUCCCCGAUUUAAGAUCAACCCAGUAGAUGCACUUGACUCAAGCAUAU
Messenger RNA from Colletotrichum acutatum, 1582 nucleotides. RefSeq lists its product as uncharacterized. The record is from RefSeq and is a predicted model, not a curated record. The transcript is spliced from 3 exons. NCBI's taxonomy places the organism in Eukaryota, Fungi, Ascomycota, Sordariomycetes, Glomerellales, Glomerellaceae. The coding region runs from base 306 to 1208 and encodes 300 amino acids.